AUGGGUCGUAUGCAUGCUCCCGGUAAAGGUAUUUCGAGCUCUGCUCUUCCAUACCGACGUACUCCACCGUCUUGGUUAAAAACUACGCCUGAAGAUGUGUGCGAACAAAUUUUCAAGUUUGCAAAAAAAGGUAUGACACCUUCACAAAUUGGUGUGACGCUUAGAGAUUCUCAUGGUAUCGCACAAGUGAAGAACGUAACAGGGAAUAAGAUUCUCCGUAUCUUGAAGUCAAAUGGUUUGGCACCUGAAAUUCCUGAAGAUUUAUAUCAUUUAAUCAAGAAAGCUGUUGCUGUUCGAAAACAUUUGGAACGUAAUCGUAAAGAUAAAGAUUCCAAAUUUCGAUUAAUUUUGAUUGAAUCCAGAAUUCAUCGUCUUUCCAGAUAUUAUAAGACAGCUGGUCAAUUAGCUCCAAAUUGGAAAUAG
Messenger RNA from Funneliformis caledonium, 423 nucleotides. NCBI's taxonomy places the organism in Eukaryota, Fungi, Glomeromycota, Glomeromycetes, Glomerales, Glomeraceae. The record is from the annotation of a GenBank genome assembly.